UUUAUCAAACCGAAUCGCGUUUGGUCCUUAGAGGCCGCCGUACUAAGCGAACAACACGGCAGGCGGAGGUGGCGGGAUACAUUGCUGCAUGUGAAGCACGCCGAACUAAACAACGACACGACACGAUGGACCCGAUAGCUAAAUACAUCUCGCAGAAAAUCAGUAAGGCGCGAUGGCGGCCUAUUUCUCCGGCUUUAUUACAGCAGCCUGAAGUGUUCGCCACAGGAUCCUGGGACAACGAGAGUAACAGCGUGUCGAUCUGGUCGGUGGGAGAGCAUGGAGUCUGUAGCACAGACGGAGAGUUUGAUGAAGAGCCCCAGUUACUGUGCGCCUCUCAGCAUGCCGGGGAUGUGCUGGACCUGCAGUUUCUAGAUCAAGACCGGCUCGUUUCUGCAUCAUCAAGCGGAGCUGUGACGAUCUUUAAGCUUCAGCCUGACUGUCAGGCUCUUUCGCUGGCUCAUGUGUGGGAGAGGGCUCAUCGAUAUCCUUGUGAUAAUGCACCCUGCACUGCAGUAGUGUGCAGAAGCCCUGAACUAGUGUCAGUGGGUGAGGACGGCCGGGUUACUCUUUACAAGGCAGAUCAGACUGAAGUUGUCCGUGUUAUUGAAAAUGCAGAUAGCAGUACGAUUCAUGCCGUGACUUUUCUAAGGACGACUGAAGUUCUCACGGUUAACUCCAUCGGUCAGCUGAAGAUGUGGGACUUCAGACAGCAGAGCGACAGUCCUGCACAAAUUCUCUCUCUCACUGGGGACAGAGUGCCCUUGCACUGUGUGGAUAAACACCCAAACCAGCAGCACAUCGUGGCCACUGGAGGACAGGAUGGGAUGCUGUGUAUCUGGGAUGUGAGACAGGGCAAUACACCCUUCUCUCUCAUAGAGGCCCAUUCAGCGGAAAUGUGGGAAGUACAUUUUCAUCCAUCAAACCCCAAUCACUUGUUUACGUGUUCAGAGGAUGGUUCUCUGCUACACUGGGAGACGACUUCAGGAUCAGACAUGAGCACACUCCUACAGAAUUAUCUGAUUUGGACUUGA
Sinocyclocheilus grahami is the source of this 1031-nucleotide messenger RNA. RefSeq names its product nucleoporin 43 (gene nup43). Bases 126 to 1031 code for a protein of 301 amino acids. The transcript is spliced from 9 exons. Gene Ontology annotation, cellular component: nuclear pore outer ring. Lineage: Eukaryota; Metazoa; Chordata; Actinopteri; Cypriniformes; Cyprinidae. The record is from RefSeq and is a predicted model, not a curated record. Gene Ontology annotation, molecular function: protein binding.